This is a messenger RNA of Penicillium canescens, 825 nucleotides long. RefSeq lists its product as uncharacterized. The record is from RefSeq and is a predicted model, not a curated record. Lineage: Eukaryota; Fungi; Ascomycota; Eurotiomycetes; Eurotiales; Aspergillaceae. The coding region runs from base 1 to 825 and encodes 274 amino acids. The transcript is spliced from 5 exons.
AUGGAGGAUCCACAAGACCUGAACGAGGCGCGGCGCCUGGUUUCUGCCAUGUCGCCAGAGGAUUGGCAUCAACUCAUGUUGGCCGCAAAGCCCACCAAAGAAACCAUCAACACUCUUCCUGCCGUGCUGUCUGGCUCGCGAUCCGUAGCAUAUCAAAGCAAAUACCAGAUGAUGCGAGCCUUCUCUCCGGAGUUCGGGUUCAGCAAGAGGCUCAUUGAUAAAGUGGCCGAGACUCUGAAAGAGUCAAAUGAAUGGCGCAGUUAUCUCGCCGCUAUUGAAACAAACAGCCGAGCCGAAGACCUUCGUGAAGGAGAGGACAAUUGGCCUAGAGCACUCAUUGUGCCUCUUACGCUACAGCAGCAGACAACAACUGUCGGUGGCGUGCCCAACAAUUAUCGGCUUUUGACACUUACAAACCAGCUAACACGUUUACGCGGCUCGGGCGAAAGAGACACCCGUGACUCUCAGUUACCCGAGGCCGAAGACGAGACGGUAGUCAACGCAGCCUCGGUCACGUUUUUGCAAGCUGUGUCACAACUAACGCCCUCCCCGCUUGAACGGAGCGGCAGUAUUGCCUGCUUCGAUGGGCAUCCCUUGGUGGUCUCUCAGGACAUUCUAUCUCUAGCGGGACUGUUCCAGCAUCGUAAUUGCAGUGCCAAGGGUCGCCCAGACCAGAGCAAUGUCUUGGAGAUCCUUCAACAGAAGGCAAGGAUCGACGCUCUUGACAAUAAUGCUCGCUAUCCAGGUCCCGUAGGAAGGUCUCUUCACUCUUCUUCGGAUGCUGCUAGAAGACGAGAUACUGCCCUGCUGGACGGGGGCGGGUAA